CUGCCUACUGCCACUACCGUAUCUCUACAACAUCAUAUAUCCAUGAAUGAGUAGCAGUAGCGUGUACUACCAUUAUCCCCUCUCUUUCUCUCUCUCAUUCUCUUUCUCGCUCUAGGACAGAGAGGGAAAACACCUGACCCGUGAAAGCAGUUUGCCCAAACAACAACAUUGUACCCAUUUCCCCUCCCCCCUUGUUUCGUCACUCAUGUUUGUUCCAAGAAACUGCUACAUUCCAUUGUUCUUUUUCCCCUGCAACAUUAAAUUAUUGUUUUAGAUUUUUUUUUUCUCUGCAGAACUUCCUGUUCAUGGUCAUGCACUCGUGCUUCUGCUCAUCUUCAUGUUAUCAUAAUCCGUUUUAUCCUUAAUCUCUGCACCGGGUUUUCUGGGUUGGUUUCUCUUUGCUAGUGUUUUGUUUUUGGCGCUCUCGGUACCACUCUUUUUCAUCAUUCUAUCGGUUACUACUCAGAUAUUUCUUUAUUUUGUAACCCCCAAAUCUCACAUUGUUCUUGAAUAUCCAUUGCCCCCAAAAAAAGUGUCUUUUUGGUCUCUGGUCCAUUUUCCUUGUUUCUGUUGAAGAAGGAAGAGAAGAAAAUUGGGUGGUCUUGCACAUUCUUGAUUUAUGUACCUUUGGGUGUUUCUAUUUGGGGGAAUUUGGGGAGGAGGAGAAGAAAUAUGAGAAGAGUGAGGGUUCUUGAAAGUGACCUAAAAAUGGGAUUUUUGAGCUUGUUGAGUGUUUUGGUAGUGGGGUUGGUGACAAGUGGUGAAGCUGUGCAAGAACAGACUAUACUGGUAGCCAUUGGAAAAGAGCUAGGGGUAUCAGGGUGGGGCUCAAACACCUCAGAUUUCUGUUCUUGGCAUGGGAUUGGAUGCAGCUCAAACCUAUCAAUGGUGGAAAGGCUUGAUCUUUCUGGCCUAAGGCUACAAGGUAAUGUGGGGUUAAUAUCUGAGCUCAAAGCACUGAAGUGGCUUGACCUUUCUGGGAAUAAUUUCCUGGGAUCAAUCCCACCUGUUCUUGGCAACUUAUCUGAGCUUGAGUUUCUUGAUUUGUCUUUUAAUAAGUUUGGGGGUUCUAUUCCUGGAGAACUGGGUAGGCUAAGAAACCUUAGAGCUUUGAAUGUGUCAAACAAUUUGGUCUCAGGAACCAUACCUGAUGAACUUGGGGGACUAGAGAGGCUGCAGGAUUUUCAGAUAUAUACCAAUAGGUUGAAUGGCUCUAUACCCAUGUGGGUGGGAAAUCUGACCAAUCUGAGAGUGUUUGCAGCCUAUGAGAAUGAGUUUAUUGGCUCCAUACCUGCAAAUUUAGGAUUGAAUUCCUGGCUUAGGUCUCUGAAUCUUCACUCAAACCUGCUUCAAGGGAUAAUCCCAGAGAGCCUUUUUGCAAUGGAGAAGCUUGAGGUUUUGGUUCUCACCCAGAAUCAGUUGAUUGGCUAUAUUCCCGAAUCGAUUGGUAGAUGUAAAGGCCUUUCGAGUAUUCGAAUUGGGAAUAACAGGCUUAUAGGAUCCAUUCCCAGAACAAUUGGUAAUAUCAGCAGCCUUACUUACUUUGAAGUGGAUAAUAACAAUCUCUCAGGGGAGAUUGCACCAGAAUUUGCACAGUGCAGUAAUCUCACUCUCCUCAAUUUGGCCUCGAAUGGAUUUACCGGGACUAUUCCUCCAGAGUUCGGGAACCUUACCAAUCUGCAGGAGUUGAUCGUUUCUGGCAAUAGCCUUUAUGGUGAAAUUCCAACAUCGGUGCUUGGGGCGAAGAAUCUGAAUAAGCUGGAUUUAAGCAACAACAGAUUCAAUGGCACCAUACCGCAAGAUAUCUGCAAGACUUCCAGAUUGCAAUAUCUACUGCUGGGUCAGAAUUCAAUAAGAGGCGAGAUACCUCACGAGAUUGGGAACUGCAUGAAGUUGCUCGAGUUGCAAAUGGGAAGAAAUUACCUUACUGGAAGCAUCCCGGCUGAGAUAGGUCAUAUGAAGAACUUGCAGAUUGCGUUGAAUCUGAGCUACAAUCAUCUCCAUGGGCAGUUGCCCCAAGAGUUGGGAAAACUUGACAAGUUGGUUUCUUUGGAUGUCUCUAACAAUCAGCUGUCGGGGAGCAUUCCACCAGACCUGAAGGGCAUGCUAAGUUUGAUCGAGGUUAAUUUCUCGAACAACCAAUUUACUGGCCAAAUACCUCUUUUUGUGCCAUUCCAGAAAAGCUUGAAUACAAGCUUUAGUGGAAACAAAGGGCUCUGUGGUGACCCUUUGAGCAAUGCCUGUGGAAACCUGGAUGAUUAUGGCCGUGGUUACCAUCACAAGGUUUCAUACCGAAUCAUUUUGGCUGUUAUUGGUUCUGGAUUGGCGGUUUUCAUAUCUGUGACUGUAGUCGUUUUGCUGUUUAUGUUGAGGGAGAAAGAAGAAAAGGCUGCCAAAUCCGAGGGAACCACCACCGAUGAAAUCUGCAAUCCAGUGAUAAUUGCUGGAAAUGUUUUUGUUGAAAAUCUCAGGCAAGCAAUAGAUUUUGAUGCAGUUGUUAAAGCAGCCUUGAAAGAUUCAAACAAGCUUAGCAUUGGCACAUUCAGCACUGUGUACAGAGCGGACAUGCCUUCUGGGUUGGUUUUGUCCGUUAAGAGGCUAAAAUCAAUGGACAAAACGAUUGUCCAACACCAAAGCAAGAUGAUCAGAGAGCUCGAAAAGCUAAGCAAGCUCUGUCACGACAAUCUGAUGAGGCCUAUCGGGUUUGCCAUCUAUGAAGACACUGUCCUUCUCCUACAUCAAUACUACCCCAAUGGGACGUUGGCACAGUUUCUUCAUGAAUCUGCAAAGAAACCCGAAUUCAAACCUGACUGGCCAACAAGACUCUCUAUUGCCAUUGGCGUGGCUGAAGGGUUGGCUUUCCUUCAUCACGUUGCCAUUAUUCACCUGGAUAUUUCUUCGGGAAAUGUACUUGUGGAUUCCAACUUCCGGCCCUUAGUUGGUGAAGUCGAAAUAUCUAGGCUUCUUGACCCAUCCAGAGGAACUGCAAGCAUCAGUGCUGUUGCUGGAUCAUUUGGUUAUAUUCCCCCAGAAUAUGCAUACACAAUGCAAGUGACAGCUCCAGGAAAUGUUUACAGCUUCGGGGUUGUCUUGCUCGAGAUCCUCACAGCCAGACUGCCUGUGGAUGAAGCGUUUGGCGAAGGAAUAGAUUUGGUGAAGUGGGUCCAUGGUGCACCUGCAAGAGGGGAAACACCUGAGCAGAUACUUGAUGCUAGACUGAGCACUGUUUCGUUUGCUUGGAGGAAAGAAAUGCUUGCAGCUUUGAAAGUUGCAUUGAUCUGCACAGACACCACACCGGCUAAACGGCCCAAGAUGAAGAAGGUUAUUGAAAUGCUUAGAGAAAUUACAGAGAAUUGAACCAGUCUUUUAUCAUCAUCAUCUCUGCUAUUCUUGAUCUCAAUCCUGGGGAUUUUUGAAUCUCCAUUGGUGGUCACAAAAUUUGCUCAGUCUCAGGUGAGAAGAAGCAAAUGCUGAUGAAAAUCUGUACAUGUCAGGGUUUAAGCUUUUCUCCUGUUAUUAUGAUAAUCUAUUUGCCGCCCUGUCUUGAAUUACUACUUGAUUAGCAAUGGAGAACAUGAUUUUCUUGAAUCUUGAAAAA
Ipomoea nil (Japanese morning glory) is the source of this 3598-nucleotide messenger RNA. RefSeq names its product leucine-rich repeat receptor-like tyrosine-protein kinase PXC3. Gene Ontology annotation, biological process: protein phosphorylation. NCBI's taxonomy places the organism in Eukaryota, Viridiplantae, Streptophyta, Magnoliopsida, Solanales, Convolvulaceae. The record is from RefSeq and is a predicted model, not a curated record. Bases 673 to 3357 code for a protein of 894 amino acids. The transcript is spliced from 2 exons. Gene Ontology annotation, molecular function: protein kinase activity; receptor serine/threonine kinase binding; ATP binding.